Molecule: messenger RNA, 3831 nt
Organism: Effrenium voratum
Lineage: Eukaryota; Dinophyceae; Suessiales; Symbiodiniaceae
Source: the annotation of a GenBank genome assembly
AUGCGCAUCACAGCCGCCGCGGCGAUCGAGGCAGAGGUCCGGGACCGCUUGAAGAAGGAAGCGGAGGAGCGCCUGAAGAUCGCAGACUUCGACCAGGAAGCUCGCGCUGCGAAGCAUGUGGAUGGUCCACCCGCACCCGGCCCUCCGCCCUCUGGUGAUUUGGCGCAAGCGGCUUUGGCGAAGGCGGAGGAGUCACUGCCUGAGCUGGAGCGCCAGGCCAAGGAGAAGCUUUCGAAAGAGCUGAUGGACAAGUUGCGAUCUUCCAGCGGCUUCGAGGCGCAAGUGCGCGCCACCCUGGAGCAGGAGGUCCGGGAACGGCUGCAGGCCGCUGUGGAAGCGGACGUUGAGCGCUCCCUGUCGGCGGCCUGGGCCGCGCGGAAGGCGGAGCUGGAGGCGGAGCACGCGAAGAAGGAGCAGGAGCUCAGGGCGGAGCAGGCAAAGCGCUUGGAGCAGCUGAAGCCCACCGCGCCUCCUGGAGCCCCCGGGCCUCCCGGGCCGGGGCCGCCGGGGCCGGGGCCGCCGGGGCCGGGGCCGCCUGGGCCGCUGGGGCCGCCGCCGCCGGCGCCCAAAGCACCUGGCCCCGGCCUGGCCCCUCCUUGCCAGAAGUGCGCUGAGUUGCAGGAGGUGCGUGCCGGGAAGGUCGCUUCAGAGGCAGAGGUCCAGAAACUGCAGGCGAAGGUCCGCGAGCUCUCGGAGGCGCCGCCCGCUCCGGAGGCUCCAGCAGCAGAUGCGACGCAGCUGAAGUCUCUUGAAGAGAAGCUGGCCAAAGCGGAGGAGGCGGCACGAGAACAAGAACAGCUGCAAGCGGAGCUCCUGGAGCUGAAGGCUGCCGCGGACAAGGGCGCAAGCGGCAGCGGCACAAGUGGUGUAGAUGCCCAGGAGCUCGCGCGCCUGCGCGCGGAGUCCGCGGAGUUGAAGCUCUUGCGGCAGCGGCUGGUGACCUCCGAGCUCAGCGUCAAGGACGCUGAGCGUGAGAAAGAGGAGCUGCAGACGCAGCUUGAAGCUGCACGGGCGACAACCAAGGCUGAGGCCGCGAGCGCGAGCAAUCCCAGCGCCGGCGCAGAUCCGCAGGAGUCGCGUGAAGCGGAGUCCGCUGAGCUGAAGCUGCUGCGGGAGAGGCUGGUGAAGUCUGAGCUCAGCCUCAAGGACGCUGAGCGUGAGAACGAAGAGUUGCAGACACAGCUGGAAGCUGCAAAGUCGACCGUUAAGGCUGAGGGCGGCUGCGCCGAGAGCGCUGGCAUAGAUUCCCAGGAGCUGGCGCGCCUCCGCUCAGAGUCGGCGGAGCUGAAGUUCACCCGCGAGAAGCUGCAAAAAGCUGAAGCCAGCAUCAAGGAAGCCGAAAGUGGCAGAGACAAAAUCAAGACGGAGCUUGACAUGGCCAAGCGCGAGCUUGACCAGGCCAAGGCUAAGGAGGUUGCUGCCAAGGAGGCCAGCUCCAAGAGUGAGGCCUCGUUGAAGGAGGCCCUGGCUGCCAGGCUAGAAUCCCAACAGGAGUCGGCGAAGCUGAAGGCCUCCGGCGCCAGCUUCGCCUCGGAGAAGGCGGCGCUGGUGGCGCAGGUGGGCAGCCUGGAGGCUCAGCUGAAGGGCGCGAAGACGGAGGAUGGGGUGGCGUUGGCGCUGCGGAAGCAGGUGGCGCAGCUGGAAGAGGAGUUGGCCAAGCUCCGGCUGCUCUCCGCGCAGCAGGCGGAGGGCGCCGUGAAGCUCGCGGCCGCGGAGGCCCGCGCCUCCGAGGCGGAACGGACACGGGCAACCUUGGAGAAGCAGCUGUCUUCCAGCUCCUCAGAGGUCAGCAAUUUGUCCGUCCGCUUAAAGGAGGCGCAGUUGGCGGAGUGCGAGCUGCAGCGCCUGAAGCCGCGCCUGCAGGACGCCGAGCAGCAGGUGUCUCACUUCCAGAAGGAGAUCGCCAAGAGGGAUGGUGAGGCUGCACAAGCGGCUGGCUCGGAGCGAGCCCGCGAGAAAAUGGUUCAGCAGCUGAAAGACGAAGUCGCCAGCCUCGAAGCCUCGCUGAAGCGCCUGAAGUCGGAGAACUCGGUCCUGGAGGCCGACCGGGCGGACGCCGCGCGGCUCAAACGGGAGGUGGCCAUCCUGCAGCAGGGCGACAGCGAGGAUGCCCUGCGUGCCGAGCUCCGGGGGCUGCGGGCGGAGGCCAAGGAGAAGGACCUGCUGCAGAUCCGUUCGACUGAGCUGAAUGCCCAGCUGGCACACCAGCGGGCGGCGCAGUCCUUGCUGGAAACCUCCGCCCAAGAGGCCAAGGAGCAGGUGAAGGGCCUUCGGGGUGAGCUGCAAGAGCAGCGCGCCACGGCGGCGGAGGAUGCCCGGCGCCUGCGCUCGGAGCUCUGGGAGGAGCGCUCCGCGGCGGCCGCCGCGGCGGUGGCCUCGGCAGGGGAGUUGGCGUCGCUGCGGGCAUCUCAAGACUGGCCCGGCGCCUCCUCCCCGCGGCAAGAGGCGCAGCGGCAGGAGGAGGUCCGGGCGCUGCAAAAAGAGCUGCGAGUACAGAAGGAGGCCCAGGAGACUCAGCUCCGCGGCCUCCUCUCAGAGGCGCAGGCGGCUCAGGCGCAGCUCAGCGAGGCGAAGGUGGAGGAGGAGUUGGCGCUGCGCCGCGCCAGGGAGGAGACCCGCCAGGCGCGGGAGCGGCUCUGCGGCACCGAGGCGGCGCUGGCGGGCCACGAGGAGCGGCAGCGGCGGCAAGGGGCAGAGCUGGACCAAGAGCGACAGGACGGGGAUCAGCGAGUGCAGCGCGUGAGGCAGGAGCUCAGGCGCCUCGAGCAAGAGGCGGACGAGGCCGCCCUGCGCGCGCGCCUGGAGCUGCGGAGGAAGGAUGAGCAGGUGGCAGAGCUGGAAAAGGACCUACGCAGCGCGCAGCGGCAGCUUGCUGCUAAGGAUGCGGAGCUUGUGGACACACGGCACUUGCAAGAGGCCAAAGUGCGGUCGAUGGAGAACCAGAUGGCGGCUUUGCAACGUGAGGAGGCGGAGCAAGCGACUCUGCGCGCCACCAAGUUGGCAGCACUGGAGGAGAAGGAGGGCCUGCGAAACACGGAGCGCCUGUUGCGGCAGAAGGAAGCCGAGCUGGAAGGCACCCGCGAGAUGUUGCGAGGAGGCACCUGGCCGAGCACUCGGCCCAAAGAGGAGCUGCCCCUUGACAAGGCUGCGUCAUCACCCAGUCGGUGCGUUGACUUCUCCCCAGACGUCUCGCCCGAGGCAGAGGAGCCAGGCAUGCAGGCUUCCUUCAAAGUCACGGACCCGGCGGUGGACGCAGAGAUUGAGCAGAUGCUGGUGGCGACCCUUAAGCCGCAGGCUUGGCCGGAGGCGCAGCCGAUGCUGACCACCCAGGCGGAGACCACUCGCGCCGGAAAGGACGAGGACAAAGGCCUCCUGGAACUCGCGCAGAAGCGGCGGCGCCAGCUGAAGAAGCAGCGGGCGGCGCUGCUGGUUGACCUCGAACGUUGGCGCCUGGACGCGUCCAAGGCGGAAGGGCCAAAGAGCCGGCAAGCGCUGGUGGAGGUGAAGCACGUGCUGGACCAGCAGCUGAACUACGUCAUGGAGGGCCUCCGCGAGAGCAAAGUGGUGGAGCGCACGCUUUUGGGCCUUCACGAGGAUGCAGAUGCGGCUGGCGCUAGGGGCUAUCCUGGCAGGGAUGCCUUGGAUGAGGCCUUGGCCAAUGACCCGAUGCCCAGGGCGGAAGUUGCCGCGCGCCUUUUAGACCGCUGGCGGGGAACAGGCCGGAACGGUUCCAUGUCCGCGCGAUCGUCCACGAGGUCCGCUUCCUAUGCUUUGCGUGCACCUCUGACGGCUCGAAGCAGGCACGAAUCCUGGCUGAGGGACGUGCUAUAG